Pollicipes pollicipes is the source of this 5617-nucleotide messenger RNA. It is a transcript of the gene scat, whose product is annotated as VPS54 subunit of GARP complex scat. Gene Ontology annotation, cellular component: GARP complex. Gene Ontology annotation, molecular function: syntaxin binding. The record is from RefSeq and is a predicted model, not a curated record. Gene Ontology annotation, biological process: Golgi to vacuole transport; retrograde transport, endosome to Golgi. Lineage: Eukaryota; Metazoa; Arthropoda; Thecostraca; Pollicipedomorpha; Pollicipedidae. The coding region runs from base 120 to 3383 and encodes 1087 amino acids. The transcript is spliced from 23 exons.
AAAGAAUGCACCGCUAAAUAGUCCGCUCCCCUUUGCACGUUAUGUUGUGUCACGAGCUAGUUGGGGAGUUAUUUUUGUUUCAGAUUUCCUCCACGGCGGACUAGGAGGUAGCAUCAGAUAUGGAUAAUGCAGAUCACCCAUGGAAGAGCUGUUUGUUAUGUGCAGCAGAUGAUGGAUUUCAUUCUCCAGAGGCUUUUGUCAGGCACCUGCGGCAGAAGCACUGUCGCCAGGAGGGCGGCUCCUUCGUCUGUCACUAUGGAUACAACCGUGUCUGCUCUUCACUUCCACUGGAGGGUGUCAGCGAUGUGGACUACGAGCAUCACGUGCUGAAGCACCAUGUCUAUCCAAAGGGGGCAAUUCGGAAAGAGGGCGGCAGCCGGACGUCGUCUGUGUCGUCGUCGUCUUCGUCGCACCAGUCGGGCGCCGCGGCCGACGGCCUCCGCUGGAGCCUGCACAGCGCCGCGCAGAACCUGCCGGCCGUGCUGAACGACCCGGGCCGCGGCAGACAGCGGGACUUCUUCACCAAGACGUGGGGCGACGGGUUCGUAGAGCGCGAAGUUACGCCCUCGCCUCGGCUGGCCACCGUCACCCUGGCCGACUUCCAGGCCUACCUGCGUGACACGUCGAAGCGAUAUAAGAAGCAUCUAAGGAAAUCGAACACCUUUAAAAAAGAAUCCUUAACGCGUGGUCGAACAAAAUUGUCACGGAUUGGUGAACCAGAGGAGGACGGCAUGGGUCUGAGCAGCGUGCCGCGGCUCUUCUUCGACCCGACGUUCGACCUGUCGCGGCCGGAGGUGUUCCCGGUGAUCUGUCCGGCUGCAGACGGCUGUGCGGCGACCGGCGGCGAGCCGCACCGGCCAGCCGCCGCCGCCCAGCGCCGACAAACAGCUCCAGGAGAAGGUGGGCGUCGGUGGUCACAUGAGCUGACCCACUACCUGGACAUCGUGGAGGUGCAGAUCGCCCGCCAGAUCGCCGACAAGUCGGAGGCCUUUUUCGACGCCAUGUCCUCGCACGACUCGCUGAUGGAGCAGCUGAGUCAGGCGUCACGCUCGGUGCGCGCGCUCCGGGAGCGCACCAAGUUCACGCUGGAGCACGAGGUGACGGCGGCGCUGCGCGUCAUCAGCGGCCGCCAGCGGCAGCACAACUGCGCGCGCGUCCUCAAGAAGCUGCGGCUGAUGGCCACCGUGCACCAGACGCAGCCGACCAUCCAGCUGCUGCUGACCACGUCCGAGUUCGUGGGCGCGCUCGACCUGAUCGCCACCUCGCAGGAGGUGCUGGCGCAGGAGCUGGCCGGCGUGCAGGCCUUCAAACACCUGAGCAGCCAGCUGACUGAGAUGGAGCGAGUCAUCGACAAGAUGGUGUCGGCUGACUUUGUGCGGCACGUGACAUCGGACCUGAACCGGCCGCUGGACCAGCAGCAGCCGGCCGAGGAGGUGGUCGGUGAGCGGAUCCGCGUGAGUAGGCACGUGCCGGGCGGCCAGUGCCGCGGCCCUGCUCGCUCGCCGCCAGCCGUCGGCGGCCGCUAUCGCAUGACACCGCUUCGUGUAACAGCCAGCCGAACUAACACCGGGGUGUUUGCUGGACUGAUGGCUCUCACGGACCGUUCGGCCGGUCUGGCGUUUGGGCGGAGCGGUGGACUUCUUGGUGACGCCAUUCUCGCCUCGCCGUUGGAGCAGCUGGUGUCCAUCAUGUUCGGGAUGCUCCGGCUGAAGAACUACAACAUGGUGGGGGUGUACAAGGACGAGGCGUGCACCACUGUGCGGGCCGUGGUUAAGCAGACGGUGAUCGAGGCGGUGGUGGCCGGAGAGCCGGCCGCUGUGAGCGACGUCAUGGAUGACGUGCUGGACGCGGCCAUGGGUCGACCCCGCGUCCCGCUCACCAACGGUGGCAAGGCGGACAACGGCCAGUCGCCCGCCCCUCGGCUCUCCAUGUGUUGGGGUCGUGAGAAGCUGUUAACGGGCGGUUUAGCACGCGCUGCGGUAGUUGGGCCGGUGCUUAUGCGGAGAUUGCGGCAUAAAGAGACACCGUUCGUACUGCAAAUGGCCUAUAAUCUCCAGCUAGGCGAUAGGUUUGCUCCGUGCCCAGUGUCAGCAAAGGCUUGCUUAGAAAGUCGAAAGUCCGUCCGGCGCGCGUCCGCUGCCCGCCGCCGCGCGCCUCGGCCUCUCCACCUGACACCACCUGCUACCCGCAGCACGGAGGAGGUGGAGGGCGCCAUGAUGACGGCGGAGGAGAACAGCCGCGUGCGCGCCACCCUCUCGGCCAUGCUGGGCGCGGUGUGUGACUACGCGCACGAGCGCUGCGGCAAGCUGCUGCAGGCCCGUGUCCGCGAGGGCGGCGUCGAGUCGCCCGAGUUCCUGUCGCUGGCCACGCUGGUGCAGGACUUCGUUGCCGACUGCGAGCAACUGUGUGGUCGGCGGAGCACGGCCUUCCAUCUGGCGCUGCAGGGCCAGGCGAGCCAGUUCGUGCAGCGUUUCCACUCGGAGCGGAAGACCAAGCUGAACCUGCUGCUGGAGUCGGAGCGGUGGCGGCAGGCCGACGUGCCGGCGGAGUUCCAGGUCAUCGCCGACCACGUCUACAGCACGGGUGAGAAGCUCGUCGAGCACUCGCCGGAGCGGCGGCCGGCCGACGUGCUGCGGCUGGGUGACCAGUCGUUUGUCGUCGUCGGCACCGUGCUGCUGCUGGUCAAGAUGCUGCUCGAGUACUGCGACUGCGCGCGCCACCUGUCGUCGGUCAGCGCGGACCUGCUCAGCCGGCUGGUGGACCUGCUGCGCUUCUUCAACUCUCGCUGCUGUCAGCUGGUGGUGGGGGCCGGUGCCAUCCAGCUGGUGGGCCUCAAGACCAUCACCAGCCGCAAUCUGUCGCUGGCGGCCCGCGGCGUCCAGCUCGUGCUGCAGUACAUCCCGCUCAUCAGGCGUCACUUCGAGGAGCUGCUGCCAGAGCGGGGCCGCGGCCAGCUGCGCCACCUGGACCAGGUGCAGGCUGACUACGUGGCCCACCUGGCCGAGAUCGACACCAAGCUGGUGGUCAUCAUCAGCGGCGCCUGCGACGCCCAGCUCAACAAGUGGGAGGCGCGUCCGCCCGUGCCCAGCCAGCAGUUCAGGGCGGUGUGCCGGGCGGUCAGCAAGCUGCACGAGGCCACGUCGGGCGUGCUCGCGCCGGAGCACAGUCGCCGUCUGUUCGCGCGCAUGAACGGCGCGUUCGUGGAGAGCCUGCGCCGGUGCGUGGACCGGCUGGCCAUCAAGAGAGACGGCGGGCCUCAGCAUGGACUGGUGACGUCGGAGCUGAUCUUCUAUCAGGAGCACCUGAAAACGCUGAACUUCGUGCCGGAGCGGCCUGUGGCCGAGCUGCUCUGGCUGCCCGACAAGGCGGCCGCCCUGCCGUGAUUGGCUCGCGGUGGUGCCUGCUGCGCUGUGAUCGGCCCGCCCGACACGCUGCUGUGCUGUGAUUGGCCCGCCAUAGUCGCCGCCGAGUCGUGAUUGGUCCGACGUGGCCUCCGCCCAUGCGUUAUUGGUCCACGAGGGCUGUGGGUUGCGUGCAUCAUUCCGAUACUGCCGGGGCGUGAGAAUGCGGCUCCGAAUUCACGCUUCGUCCGCUGGCGUGGCAUGCAGAUGAGCCAGUAAGAGUAUGGAGUGAUCAAAGCAGACGUGACCAGGUCAGACAGGGCGCCCUUUGGCAGGACGGAACGUCUCGGUGCCGUGCCAUUGGUCGGAGCGCCACCGUUUGGCCGUCGGUGUUGUGCUGUGUGCUGGCGGGCAGUGUGUGCCUGCCCGCUCGCGCGCCUCAUACAUGUGAUACCGGCGAGGCGCGCUUGGCGCUGCGAAGCGCUGGACCACGCCGCUUGCAGUUCUGCUGUGCGUUCCUUGUGUCUCAAAGAGAGCGGAUGCAUUCCAGCGCUGGGCAGGCGAGGCGUGAUAUGAAGCACGUAGCGAAGCGCGAUCAGUGAGCGACGGGACAUUCGCAUGGCAUGUUGGUGCGAUCUGCUGACUUCAGUGCCUGGUGAUGUAGCUUGCAUUCUGUUUGGGCUUCGUAAUAUCCCGCUGACCAAUGUGGUGUUUUGGCUGAUCGGUUUGAUUUAUGAUUGCCUUAGCCUGCCCGGCGACGUUAUAACUUAGCACCAUCAAAGACGAUAAACCUCAGGACAACAUAUUGCGACGUAGUCGACACUGCAUUUGCAACUGCAGCCUCGCUGUUUGGUGGACCUGCAUCUGUCAUGUGCAGCUUCGUGGUGCGUUGGACCAGGUGUAACGGUCGGGGAUAGAACGCUACGCAGCGGCCAAGCCCACACAGCUCGACAGGUGACGCUGGCGUAUCCACGGUGUUACCGCGUGAUGUCGGGCGGACAAGACAAGUCCAACGUGCACCAGCUCGCAAGGAUGUACUUUUUGUAACGUCAGCAACAGCGUUCUGCAUCUGGGGGCCUGUUUCUCGUCUGUUACACCUGUAUGCACCCGCUGUACCCAUUCCGCAUGCUGGCGGUGUCAACUCAGGCAGCUCGUAACUCGGGGUCCUUGGUUUUCUGGUGGUGUUUGGAAGUAGGGUUGCUACAUGUCAGGUGCUGGUGGCCUUCCUGCUGCGGGCUGGUCCCAACCCACUCGCCCCAACCAGCCGCUCCCCCCAGCCAGCGGUCGCCUGGAACCGGAAAGCUCGCUGCUUCCAUCCAUUACGCGUGUUAGCCGGGACCGUAUUCUUCAUGGGGUUCUUGUUACUAAGCAUGGGAGCGUUUGCAUGCACGCACUUUUCAGCGGGAGUAUUACUAUUGCGGAUCGCUGUGGCUCGGUCACAAUCUUGCGUCGCCGUGUUCCGCCUCUCCCUUUCGACUUGUUCCGCAUCCUCAUCACGUUACUGCGGACAAAAUUCAGGCUUGACGGCGGAUCCAAAUUCGGGACCACCCCAGACGCGCUGUGUCGAACGAAGCGCCGCAGUCUCGUCCCGCCACGAGCACCGACGGUGUAACGGCUGCGCCUGCCCGGGACCACGGGGCUCUGGGCUUGCCGCUGGUGCCGGUGGGUCCGGCUGGUCUGCGAGGCUGGCGCCCGCCGGCCUGUGGGAGGCCCGGCGGUGGGCCUCGCUCUAGCCGGGUUGUCUUCGCGCGGGAGAAGCGGCGGGUCUCUCGCCUCGCCCGUCGCGAACGGCGCGAGCUUGCCUGUGCGGCGUCGCACGCCUAGUCAUGGGCGGAUGCGCCAUUGCGAGUUGUCUCGCGUCCUCGGCCUUCGACGUCGACGAAAAUGCGAUUUGGUGACUGUCGGUCGUGGCGCGGGUCGUGGGACGACCCGGGUGAAGGCUAGCCACCUCGGGCCGCUCUGCUCCAGGGUCGAGGUCACUGACCUGCCGGCCGUGAAUGUGUCCGCGGGAAGUUCAGAUGUGUUCAGGAAGAGGAGGGGCACGUGGCGGGGUUCAACCCGACGUUUCGGCGGUUGAUGUGCAAUAGGUGUUCACCUACGCAGCGCGAGGCCAGAGGUGAUCGGGUGAUGUGCACGUGGUAGCCUUUAUUCCAUUUGUUUUGGUUGUGUGUGCAGGUGCCGUGCCUCAUGUGGAGUACGUCUUCACCGGAGGUGUACGCUUGGGUCGUGAUUAUCGCUAUAUUAUGGGAUGGAAUGAAAUACAUGUAUGUUAUUCA